CCCCACCCCACCCCACACACAACAUGUCGCGGCUCCCGCUCGCGCAGUGGGACCCGUCCCUCUUCACAGAGCUGCAGCAGCUGUUGGCCCUCGUGGCAACGCAGCCGUCGACAUCGCUCGUGCGGAGGCUGUACCAGAAGCUCGAGGUGGCCCGCCCGUGGAUCCUGUCGCUGUCGGCCCUCCCGCCACCCAACGACGAGGACAAGGACUUUAUCGCCAAGUCGCCCGUGUCUAGCCCAGAUGGCGCGCAGGUCAAGGUGACGGAUGAGCUGCUCGCGACGACCAACGCGAUCAGCGAGACGCUCAACAUCUCGCACCUGCUCUCUGCCGUCCUCGCGCUCCACGCCGUCCAGCAGCGCGGCCGCUUCCCCAACCGCUCGCUGCCCGAGGUCGCAACGUACAUCCUGCACGAGGCGCUCCAGGCCCUGCUGGACUUUGUGCGCGAGCUCCUCCGCCUCACGGUCGGCCCGGAUGCCGAGGUCGGCGAGCCGUUCGACGAGCUCCGCAUCUGGGUCGAGGACCUGCUCGACGAGAAGGGAGCAGCGGGAUACCUCGCCGACGUGGCCGUCGACCAGAUUGACGCCAUCCAGGUGCGCCUGGACGCGCUGGUGCGCACGCCUGCCUCUGGCCCCCAGCUCGAGCUCAUCAACUUCCGCGCCUCGGCGCUGAGAACCGAGCAGAAUCGCCUCGCCGGCAUCCUUGGCGUGCUGGCCGACUCAGGCCUGUUAAAGACGUCUCAGGUGGUCAAGAUUGUCAAGUGGUUGAGAAAGUGUGCCAAGCCCGAUGCUGUCGCUGCCGCCGUGUUCGCCGCGUUCUCGGCCGCGACACAACCUUUGGAGUCGAUCGACCACUCAGAUCACCGCUACGAGACCAUCGCGGCCUACUCGCGUCAUGCCAAGUUUAUCGUCGUCGUGUCAAACGUCAUCUUUGGCGAGAAGUUCGAGGUCCCGCCCCUGCAGGAGGCCGUCAAGCUGCAGUGGUCAUUGUUCUACCACUCGGCUGUGCGCGAGGAGCCUUCGCUCGUCCAGACGGUCGGCCUGUCUCUCGACGCCGCCGACCGCAAUGUCCAGGACACGAUCAGCGCCGGCGUGCUGCAGUUCCUCUCAGGCCUCGUUGAGAGCCUCGACCGGCAGCCAGAGGACCCCACCACGGCCCUGGCAUCCCGCGCCGACCCAGCAAACAACCAGUUCCUCUACCAGCAGCUCGAGCUUCUCAUCACCUGGCUUGCGGCCAAGCGCCAGUUCCUCCGCAACCUCAAGAACAAGGAGGAGGACGUUGGCCUCCGCCGGUCCCAGGGCACGCCCCCAGCGGCCAACUUCCAGGCAUUCCUCACUCUCACUGCUGUUGUGUACAACAAGCUGCCACCAGAUAGCGCAGAGAGGCUAUGGGACGAGCCAUCGUUCACUUCUGUCGCCCUCGACAACCGCCAGACCUUCCCCGCACCUGCGUUCUGGAACAUGAUGACGGCCAUCUCGACAGGUCCCGUCUGCGCGUCCAAGUGCUACGAGAAGCUCAAGGACACGCGCCUGUCUUGGGUUUCAUUGUUCAAGUUCUACCAGCACUACACCGAGAUCAUGCCCCACCUCUUCGAGACGGUCAAGGUGUCGCGUCAGAUUUCCCUCGACCCCAUGCCCGAUGAGGAGUACGUCGCCCUCGAAGGGUGGACCAGACUCCUCGCAACUGUUGUUCGUGGAUCGGCCCUCGCACGCGGUGCGCUCCUCCAGUCCAAGCCCUACCCGCUCCAGCUCUUAUUCGACUUUGUCAACACCGACAUUGGCAUCGAGCUCAAGGCGCUUGUCAUGGACGCCAUCACUGCGUUUGUAGAGCGCCGCGGCGACACGGCCGCCGACGACGAAAUCGUGACCCGCGCAGUCGAGUUCUACGACCGCGUGACCUUUGCCGACCCCACUCUGGACGUCCGUGAGGGCUCGCGCGUCCCCGCACCUAUCGGCUGGGUCCAGCGCAUGGAGUUCUCGGAACAGGACACGGGCGAGUACCCGCUCACCAGAGCCUACGUCAAGUUCCUCACUGCGCUCAUCCCGUCGAGCAAGCCGAAGGUCAACAAUGCGCUCCGCCGCGGAGCAGUGUACAUCAUCGACCGUGUACUUCUCGGCACACACCGAUACGUCCGUGACGACGAGCACUGGGAGGUCCUGGACGCCGUCAUGGGCUUCUUCGAGAAGGCGCUCCUGUCGUUCGACCUCACCGACCUGUUAACGCCCACGCGCGGCACGGCUGCCGCCCUUGCGGAGCAGCCCGGUUUCCUCAUCCUCCUGAGGCUACUGUCCGAGCCGGCAAUCUUCACUCCCCUCGCCGAUGUCGUCGACCACGCCAUUACUGUGUCUCAUCCCCGCGCCAAGAUCAUCUCCACCUGCCUCCUCCGCGUGCUGAGAAUCUACUACCGCGUUCUGGAUGUCCAGCUCGUCUUCUCCGACGUCCUCCUCCUCACUCUGGCGUCGACCAACGGCUUCAAGCGCCCUCUCGGCUUCCAGUCGCUCGACCACUUCCUCCUCAACCGCCUCUCCAACGUCACCAACAUUGCGCUCUUGGUCGGCGACGAUGACCUGACAACGUCGUUUGUCAGCCUCAAGAUCAUCCAGGCCCUCACCCAGUCGCCCUUGUUCUCGUCCACCGACGUGUUCCGCGGCGAGUACGCCAAGGCCAUGAACCGUCUCGCCGGGGUGAUCGACGCGUCCGACGACUCUAUCCGCAUCGCCCAGGGCUUCUGUGUCCGCCUCGAGUCCGAGGGAGAGGACCUGUCACCAGAGGAGGUCGACAGACAGGCCAAGGCUGUCCUCCGUGGCGACAAGGCCAACUCGCUGCCCAUCAUCGUCCGCUCGACCAUCCUCGACCUGCUGGUCGACGGCACGGCUGACGCCACCGGCCCCAACAUUGCCCACUUCCUCCUCGGCUUCGACUUCCGAGCUCGCGAGUUUGGCCUCCAGGACCCCCGUUCGCCCACCGCCCGCCUGUCGUGCCUCGGCGUCGUCCUCGAGCAGCUCAACUCGAUCCCGCCGGUCAUCCAGCUCCACCCGGUCCUUGCGGCCAAGAGCGCCCAGCUCCUCCACCAGCUCUUCGUCCACCCCGUCACCGGCCCAUCCACCAUGGCCUACGCCGAGUCGUACGAGGCCUUCCCUGCGCGCCAGCUCGCGACCCUGCCCAGACACUGCCCACCCGCGACGCACGAGACCUCGGGCAUGGGCAUCGCCUCAACCCGCACCGAUGAGGUCGAGACAUCUGCUAGCGUGCUCGUCGCCUACCUUGAGUUCGAGCAGUACAUCCUCUCCUCGGUCGCCCUCCAGACGUUUGCCUACGAGGGCCACGGCGCGUCGGCCGAGUUUGUGGCGGGCCAGCUCUUCUCCGACGCCAGCGAGGAUGAGGACCAGCGCCCGCCGCUCAUCAUCGACCUCGUCUCCGUCGUGGACAUCCAGUUCACCGAGACGGACGCUGGCGAGGCGUCGCAGAACAAGGUGCUCGAGUUCUACUCUGGCUUCUCGUUUGAUCAGUUCAAGCGCCCCGACUCGGACUGGUAUGACCUGCAGCUGCUCUCGCGCGCACUGAGAUCCUACCGCCGCCAGCUCGAGCGUCAGGGCGUCGUCACUGCCGGUACGAGCGCCGACUCAAUGGUCGCCGAGGCCAACUACAUCCUCAGACGACUCGCGAUGAAGAACCGCGAGACAGAAAUCUCCAUCGCCAAGGGCUCGUUCCUCCAGGCCUGGCUCGAGGCGCUAAAGGUGUCCCUCGCGAUGCUCUUCCACACAGUGUCCGAGGACCGCCAGGAGAUUCUCCUGUUCGAGCUUCUCGACGAGAUCCUCAACCGCCUGAGCGGUGACCUUGCGCCUGGUGUCCGAGAGAUUCUCUCCGAGUCGGUCCUCGUCGCGCUCACCACCCUCGUGUCGGUGCUCUCCGUCAUCGACAGCUCCAACCUCCCUGUCGACAGGCUCUCGACGACCCUGGCCAAGAUUGUGGACGCUGUCAUCCGCCCCGGCACGACCGAGAACGCCCGCGGCAACCUCUACGCCGCCGUCAGCCAGUACCUCCAGCUCGUGCCCGAGGACAAGCAGAGCCCGCUGCACCGCGUUACUGUGGCCGCGCUGGGCGCGCGCAAGGACCGUUUCGUGUCGGUGCUGUGUCGCGACGCCAUGGACAUGCGCGACGUCUGGAAGACCGAGUGCUACUCGCUCCUCGCUUCGGUCGUCUCGCUCGGCGACGGCUCGCUCGUCGCUCCGCUCACCCAGGGCGGCUACCUCGUCCAGAUUGUGCGCAGCAUCAAGGACCGUGAGAUGGCGCUGCAGGAGUGCCUCUCGCCUGACCACGAGAACCUCCACGCCUACUGGGUGUACGAGUCCAAGGUCGCCUUCCUCCUCGCCUACGCGGCGACGCCCAAGGGUGCCGACGAUCUGGUCGAGGCGGGCGUCUUCCAGACCUUUGCCACCUGUGGCUUUAUCGCCGUGCAGCCGUUCAGCGAGGACGUGGUCGACGACGUUUCCGCCAACGAGACGGUCGAGCGUCAGCACCGCGUCCUGGUGUUGGCGCUGCAGCUCCUCGUCCGUGUCCUCACCUCCAACACACGCUCGGGCAUUGUCCACGGCAUCAGCUUCCUCAACGCGCAUAAGGAAUCGCUGCUGGUCCUGCUCCGCGAGAACCAGGCGUUCAUCACCGAGGCUGGCGUCGACGAGUCGCGCCUCAUCAUUGCGCUCCUCACGCUGGUCGUCGGCAAGGUGUCGCCCGAGGACCUGCGCUCGGCCUCGGGCUUUGGCGCAUUCCACCUCGCCGUCCUCUCCCUCGCCGCCAAGUUCUUCGACAAGCAGUGGGCCGACGCGACGCGCCUCGACGCCGAGAGCGCACGGCCAAAGGUGCUUGCGCUGAACCAGGUCAUCCUGACGUACCUCUGCGCCACGACUGUUGGCCUCAAGGCGGGCCAUGGUCAGCCCGUCUUCGUCACUGGCGUCGCACGAGCGAGCGGGACCAAGUACAUUGCCUCUGCGCCGUCACUGCCUGCCGCGGUUGAGCUGCUCGCCGACCUCGCCGAGGCUGCGCAGGACGUGUCCAACUCGUACGACGAUGUUGCCGACAAGAUUGCUGCUGCCGAGGACAUUUCGGCGUUUGCGGCCCAGUUCGAAGUCGAGACGGUCGACGAGCUGCAGGCGGCCUUUGCUGGUCGCAUGGGCACGAUCUACAACAUGAUCGAGUCGCUCCUGCUUCUCCUGUGGCGACACCUGCUCUUCUACGCCAACGACGCGGGUGCUGGGUCUGAUGCCAGCGGGACGGUGCGCCCGACCACCAUGUCGCUGUCGUUUUCGACGGCCGGCGCCGCGACGGCUGGCCCAGGCGCGGCCAGCCUCAAGUCGCUCGAGCGCGUGGCUGCGUCGCUCCGUGGCGUGCUGGACCGCCUCGACGACGUCGACGCGACUGUCGGACAGGGACGCAAGGAGGACGCGUACCACGCCAUGCUGGUGCGAAGGUUGCGCGAGCUGUGUGCGGGGCUGAGCGGGGAGUAGGUCGUCGGCGGCGAAUGGUUAAUUGCAUAGAACGUAGCAAAACGAAAGACCGUGUAUUAUUCUUCUCUUGUUAGCAUGCAUCUGGUCGUGGA
Messenger RNA from Vanrija pseudolonga, 5593 nucleotides. It is a transcript of the gene NUP205, whose product is annotated as Nuclear pore complex protein. The transcript has 2 exons. Gene Ontology annotation, cellular component: nuclear pore; nuclear pore inner ring. Lineage: Eukaryota; Fungi; Basidiomycota; Tremellomycetes; Trichosporonales; Trichosporonaceae. The record is from RefSeq and is a predicted model, not a curated record. The coding region runs from base 24 to 5501 and encodes 1825 amino acids. Gene Ontology annotation, biological process: nuclear pore organization. Gene Ontology annotation, molecular function: structural constituent of nuclear pore.